AGAAAGCAUGGGAUUUUUGGAAACCUUUCGGAAGAACAUCACGUCAUUAGCAGAGCACAAACCAAUUGAUAAAAUUUACAUUGGUGUGUUUGGGAGGACAGGAGCUGGAAAGAGCUCCUUGAUCAAUGCGAUUGUGAAUGAAAAACAUCUUCUACCGUGUGGGGGGUCUCAAGCCUGCACUUCCGUCAUCGUGUACGUAGAGGCCAACACUAAGUCUGACAAAUACAGAGCAGACAUUGAUUUAAUGAGCAAACAGGAGUGGGAUGCGGAGCUACGCUUCCUGCUGGAAACACUCUCUAAUGAUCAGGAGGACAGAACUGAUGCUGACACUGAGUACGAUGAUGACGCUGAUGAGAUGCGAGACAUGGCUAAAGAAAAAAUCAAGUCACUUUACGGAGAGGAUGGACUUGAAAAAGGUUAUGAUGAAUUGGUGGGAAACAAGAAAGUCUCAGAUAUUCUGAAAAACUGCAGCAUUUCUUUGACUUACGACACAGCUGAAGAGCUGUCGGACGAAAUCGGCCGCUACAUUCGCAGUGACAGUGAUGGAGACCCUCAAUACUGGCCUCUGGUGAAGUGUGUGACCAUCUCCCUUCCUCGCUCUCCUGCUCUCCUGGACACAAUUGUGUUGGUGGACCUUCCUGGGGCUGGAGACGCCAACAAACAGAGAGAUGAGAUGUGGAAGGAGUGCCUGAGCCGCUGCGCCUCCAUCUGGAUCGUCAAUGACAUCAACAGAGCUCUGUCUGACAAAGAGGCGCAGAAAAUCUUUCAGGAAAGUUUGAGGAGCAUCGCUGGAGGAGGAGAGUGUCACAACAUCACUUUCAUCUGCACCAAAACAGACAACAUCGAUGCAGAAGAGAUCAAAAGGAACUACAACAUCAAAGGCGAGGAGCUUGAAAUCACUGAAUUUAAGGACUCUCCGGACUAUGAAAAAAAAGAGAAGCAGGCGUGUAUAAAGUACCGUAACGAGAAGGUGAAAGACAAAUUCAUGAAAAACCACAAAGUCAAAGCAGAGAAUUUUCUCCUUGGCAAAACUGCUGACUCAAACAGGCAUUUUAACGUGUUCACUGUCAGCUCCAGAGAAUACAGUUUGAUUCAGGAGGGAAAGAACACAACUCUUGAUGAGGAUAAAACAGAAUUGCCGAUGCUGAUUGAACACAUGAAGAAGAUCUACGUGUGGCAUUCAGAGAAGGCAGUGAAAGAUUAUGUGUCUGACGUUGCAGGGGUCGUAACAUUUCUGCACCUUUCAAAGAACCCUUGUAAUGCGAAGAUUGCAUCUUACACUUCUAAGGAAUUCGGAAGACUUGAAAAGGAGCUGAAUGAUGAAUGUGAAGAGCUGCACAAGUUUCUGACCAAUGUCCAGAGUAAACUGAGGAAUAACUUGGUAAAGGGAGUGAAAGAGGCUGAGAAGCAUUGUUUGACCAAUGGCAGAAAGUUUCUGGAGCCACUCAGCCCAGAGAUCCCUAACCACUCCCAGGACAACUGGGAGAUAUAA
Molecule: messenger RNA, 1492 nt
Organism: Scleropages formosus (Asian bonytongue)
Lineage: Eukaryota; Metazoa; Chordata; Actinopteri; Osteoglossiformes; Osteoglossidae
Product: nuclear GTPase SLIP-GC-like
Exons: 11
Coding region: 8-1492 (494 amino acids)
Molecular function (GO): GTPase activity
Source: RefSeq, a predicted model, not a curated record